Molecule: messenger RNA, 2631 nt
Organism: Paraglomus brasilianum
Lineage: Eukaryota; Fungi; Glomeromycota; Glomeromycetes; Paraglomerales; Paraglomeraceae
Source: the annotation of a GenBank genome assembly
AUGGCAGAACAAACUGACCAACUGCUCUCAGAACAAACUGACCAACUGCUCUCAGAGCUUAUCAUCUCUGCAACUCCAAUAGUCGACAUUAAAGAAAAGCCAACAAACCUCGCAGAGAACAACAAGGAUGAAAAUGCACUUGCUGCACCCAAAGAACCCACUGCAAUCGUGGAUAAAUUGAAACAGGACUUGGAGGCCCCCAAUGAAUUGCAGACUCCUCCACCUCCAUACUCACAGUGGGACACUUUGGAUCUAGAACAGUUACUCCAAAAAGGUCGUGAAAUGCUUACGGAUCAUGACACGGUUAUCAAGGACGGUGAAAUGCUCGAUAAGAUGACGCAGUUAGAAUCUCUAGUUUCGUCACUACAAACUAUACUCAGCGAUCAAACGUCCUCUAUGCAUGAUCUCAAGUCUCAAUUGUCAGAUGUCCAAAACGUUCUUAAAAAGAUGCAAGACAAGCAAGAAACAAUAACAAGCGAAGAAGUCAUGAAGCAAGUUGUCACCAUGAAGGCACUCACCGAGAAUCUCAUCGCAUCAAGUGAAAUCAAACGACAACUCGACGAAAGAUUGGCAGCCGCGGCAAACCUCAUAAAACCAGACGUAAAUUUAGAAGACUUGGAAAUGACAGCUCUGUACAAACCCAUCCAACUACAAUCACAAGAAGAGACUACAUCACAUUUAUCGCCUUCACCUACAGCCCCGGCGACUUAUUUGGCUCCAUCACAUACCAUAUCAAGACAAUCAUCUCGUCCUCCAUCCAGAGCUCCAUCCAGAGCACCAUCCCGUCCUUCCUCCAGAGUACCGUCUCGUGCCGUAUCUCCAGCACGCGCUCCUUCUCUCUCGGGGACGUUCCCGAAAAAUAUUCCCUCGUUACCAACUCUUUUGACUGAAGCAACAACUGCUGUAGAAGCACCCGUCAAGGGCAGAGAAAAAAAGUUUCGUCAAUUGUCAACUACGAGCAUAGAAUCGCGAGAUAUUUUCGAAGACUUUGAUUGGGAAGGAUUUGGCGAGGAUAUUGAAGAAGAGGAUCCAAACGCAGACGAGACCAAAAAGGCGGCGACGGAACCUGUCGGUGUAGCCGUCGCACCUCGUGAACGCAAGAGCGAGAAACGAGAACAUCGUCGUCAAAAAUCUAAAAAAGAAGAAGAAUUUGUAGAUUGCAUGGCAUCCCUCGAUAAACAGUUGGAUGAUAGUCUCACUCAAGUGACUUAUUUGAUCAACGAGGUUAUGGAUGAUGAGGACUCGGUAGUUGCCCACGACAAGUCUCGCAAACCACGAGAACUUAUGGUCAACUAUGCUGAUUCUACUCAAGAGUUGAUCAACAAUCCAAGCGGCGACUUGGCUGAUUUGGAUGAUUUCGCACAGCAAUGCAGACUAGUCACUCGUGCAAUAAUUUUACCCUUUUUGCACGCAACACAUUCCUUCAUGUCAGAAUCGCUGCAAGCUACGAAUAAUCCUAAUGCACCGAGAACUGUCACGAGCACGACUAGGACGUUCAUGAAUCUGAUGUACUGGACGUUUUUAUUUACCCUCGGUUCGCUAGUGUUGGAUGCUUGGUUAUGUGAGGUUGCUGGUAGGCAAGUCAUCCGGAUGGUCGAUAUGCUGAAACCUACUCAACCAUUCGGACUACUAAACAAUGGAUACAGUAAUAGUUACUAUAACCCAUACGUAAGUUACAAUUCUUCCUACGACUACCAAUCUCAUCAAGAUUCUACACGAACAAUUGAUGACGGUAAAAAAAAAAACGUCAAUUUUCUCACACGUCCUAAAAUAAAAGCCGUAGCGUGGAGCGGGAUAGGAAAACGAAGUUGGUGGAGAGAGGGUGCAGCGGGAGUAUGGAGCUUUGGCAAACGAAGUGGAAGAUUUCUAACGAGUGGUAAAUGGAGUGGACAUGGAAAUUGGAUAGAAGAAGAAAACGAAGACGAGGGGAGCGAAGAAAUAGAAGAAUGGGAGAUUGUAGAUUGGUUCGACAGCAGUGAAGACGAAGGAGAAGAAGAAGAGUCGGAUAAUAAUGAAGACGAAUUGAUGAUUACUAAAAAUAGGAAUACGAAGCGUGCGGGACACGUCAGACAGCGACCAUUCAAAAACUCGGAAUCGAAUAAAGAGGGAACCAUGUCUAUAAAUGGGCGUCCUAUGGAACGGUCAAGUGAUAAACACGCAUUUGGAUUCGGCAAGCAAAUAGGAAAAACGUCAAACUCGGGGGUAAAUCAAUAUUUGGAAAAUUGCUACGACUCUGGCAUGAACAUUGCAAACGACCCCAAUUUGACAAAAGACCAUCAUUCGGCGUCUCUUUUAUCAUCGCCAAUCGACGACGAUGAAAUCGAACUCGACAUUCCUGGAUCUUUCCCGGCAGCCUUCCGUUGGACCCCUUCAACGUCGUAUGAACCGAUGACCGAGGAGAAAGAAAAUGUUCGGCGUGUGCGCAGUGUCAUAAUACGUCGUCCGAGCAGAGGACCGUUUGGUGAGAUUGAUGGAUGGGUAAUGAAGACGGCGAAAAUUAGGUCUGGUAGUGGCAGUAGUGAAAAAGAUGGUACAGUGAAAUGUGCAAGAAACUCGACGGUUGCAAAGAAAAGGAAAAGAUCGAGUACAGUUCCUCCGGCCCGCACUUGGGUACGACGAAAUAGCAUAUAG